AUGAAGCUCAAUUAUGACCAUAGCUGCAAAUGUUCAAAGGCAGACCUCGCUCGUCCGCUCGUACCAGAAUUACCCAAUGUAGCAUUCCUCUUGGGUUCGACACCUGAGGUUAAUGAGGAGCCACCGAGGCUACUUAUGUUUGUGAUCUCUCUCAUACAUUCAGACCAAGAAUUGACUCUCUUCCAAGGUGAUCCCGCUUAUCGGAUGUACGAACAACUUUCAUUAGGUGAUGUCGAUUUCAUUACAGGUGACUACCUCGCAGAGAUGAAUAUGGCCGAAAAUACAGAGGCAUACAGAUCUGGAAAACAUCCAGGAUACAUAUCGACUGCUUUAGAGGGGCUGUCUCAAUCCCUCGAAUUGCUAGCCGAGAAGAAGACGAAAGUUAUUAUCAACGGAGGUGCUUUGAAUCCCGAAGGUUUAGCAAGGAAAGUGGAUGAACUUGCCAAAGAGCGUGGCAUUUCUCUUAAUGUUGUGAUCGCCGCUGCAUGGUAUUGGCACUCGUGGUCAGCAACUGAUGAUGACUCUCUCGCUGGAUCUUUGAUCCCUGGCCAUCGAAUAGAAUGUUCAGCAUAUGUAACUGGAGCCAACUUCUCUCGCUUCACUGAAUACGAUCAGGAUGUUUUUGUCGAUCCUGGUUUCCCUAUUGCGGAAAUCGAAGUAGAUGGUUCUUGCACAAUCACUAAGCAUGAAGGAACUGGCGGGAAUCAUUACUUGAAUAGUGAUGUGACUGCAGUCCUCGAUAGUAUUUCUGUCUCUCAAGUGACAAAUAAUCGUGUCAAAAUAACUGGAAUUAUUGGUCUUCCACCACCUUCAUCAACUAAAACUGCCAUGUUCUAUCAUGCGGGAUAUCAAUGCCAAUUUCUAGUGAACGCAACUGGCUAUGGCACCAAAGAAAAAUGGUCAUUGUUCGAAAGACAGAUGAAAAGGAAACUACAACUUACUGGGAUCGAAAAAUAUUUUGAACUUUUGGAAUUCCAAACUAUCGGUGUACCUGCAUCCAAUCCUUCAACACAACGCAGCAGCACAACAUACUGUCGUGUAUUCGCCGAAGCCCAUGAAACCACCACCCUCCAAUGCCUCGUCAAAGCCCUCUGCGAAAUCUCCCUCCAACAUUUCUCGGGUUUCCACGCUUCCCUCGACAUGCGUACCGCAGCCCCCAAACACUUCCUCGCAUACUAUCCCGCGCUCUUCCCCCAACACAAACUCGACAAACAGAUGCAUAUCAUCGGUCGAGAUACUCAAAUCCAUUCAUUCCCAUGCGGCCCAUCCACCACAAUACCAACCAUCAAUCCAACGCUCCACUCCACAUACGAUACUCCUUCCCCCCAACCACUCUCCACCUUUGAUCCUACAAAACGCAUCCGGCUAGCCGAUAUCGCACUCGCCCGCUCCGGCGACAAAAGAGCAAAUUUCAACUGUGGAUUCUUCAUCCCCACAUCCUCGAAUCCGAAACUCUAUCCUUGGCUUCAAAACUAUCUCAGCCGUGAACAAAUAAAGGAAAUGUUAAGAGCAGAAUGGGAAGAAAGAUAUGUAAUUGAAAGAGUUGAGUUUCCUCGAGUCUUGGCGAAUCAGCCAAGACAACGAUCGCCCCAUACUUGGAGGGUGUUAUUGGGACGCCAGGUCACUGAUAUGGGCGAAGAUGUUUCAAAAUCAAGUCUACUGAAGAUCGCGGGAAACAAUUGCGUUAUCUCGUUCAUGGAAGUAAUUGCUGAAGCUCAUGUCUUUGCCGAGGAGACCGUUGUUGAGAGUUACUCCAAGAGACUGACGACGGGAGCGUAUGCUCCUGCCGCUACCAAUAAGGUUAGAUUUGAUAUGGCAUUAGCUAUCAAGGAUGCGAAGUAUGCGCUCAAUUGCGCCAAGAAUGUAGGCGCUAAACUUCAAGUAAGUGAAGUAGCCCUCGAAAAUCUCGAAGCUGCAUUCAAAAUGAAACGCCCUUGGAUAGCAGUUCUAUGUAUGAGAACGAUUAGACAAGCAGCUGGAUUGGACUUCUAUACAGAUUUAUGUAGGAAACGGGAUGGUCUCUUGUAG
Messenger RNA from Sclerotinia borealis F-4128, 2028 nucleotides. The record is from the annotation of a GenBank genome assembly. NCBI's taxonomy places the organism in Eukaryota, Fungi, Ascomycota, Leotiomycetes, Helotiales, Sclerotiniaceae.